AUCUGAGAUGCAAGCAAUAGCACAAACCUCCGUACCAUUCUCUUCUGGUCUGUGUUUCAGGGGGCAAUGGCAGUUUCCUGUGUCCUCCUGCACACUGGGCAAAAGAUGCCUCUGAUUGGUUUGGGUACCUGGAAGAGUCAGCCUGGCCAGGUAAAAGCCGCUGUUAAGUAUGCCCUUAGUGUAGGCUACCGCCACAUUGACUGUGCUGCUAUCUACGGCAAUGAGACUGAGAUUGGGGAGGCCCUGAAGGAGGACGUGGGACCAGGCAAGGCAGUGCCUCGGGAGGAGCUGUUUGUGACGUCCAAGCUAUGGAACACCAAGCACCACCCUGAGGAUGUGGAGCCUGCCCUCCGGAAGACACUUGCUGACCUCCAACUGGAGUAUCUGGACCUGUACCUGAUGCACUGGCCUUAUGCCUUUGAGCGAGGAGAUAACCCCUUCCCCAAGAAUGCUGAUGGGACCAUACGCUAUGAUUCUACCCACUAUAAGGAGACCUGGAAGGCUCUGGAGGCACUUGUGGCUAAGGGCCUGGUACGGGCACUGGGCCUGUCCAACUUCAACAGUCGGCAGAUUGAUGAUAUACUCAGCGUAGCUUCUGUGCGCCCAGCUGUCUUACAGGUGGAAUGCCACCCAUUCUUGGCUCAGAAUGAACUCAUUGCCGUCUGCCAAGCACGGGGCUUAGAGGUGACCGCUUAUAGCCCUUUGGGCUCCUCAGAUCGUGCUUGGCGUGAUCCUGAUGAGCCUGUCCUGCUUGAGGAACCAGUGGUCCUGGCUCUGGCUGAAAAGCAUGGCCGAUCUCCAGCUCAGAUCUUGCUCAGGUGGCAAGUCCAGCGGAAAGUGAUCUGCAUCCCCAAAAGUGUCACUCCUUCUCGUAUCCUUCAGAAUAUCCAGGUGUUUGACUUCACCUUCAGCCCAGAAGAAAUGAAGCAGCUGGAUGCCCUGAACAAAAAUUGGCGAUAUAUUGUGCCCAUGCUUACGGUGGAUGGGAAGAGAGUCCCAAGGGAUGCAGGGCACCCCUUGUACCCCUUUAAUGACCCAUACUGAGAUCACAGCUUCCCUAGUUUCCCUUCUAACUCUCCAGGUAUAAGAAAGAGGAAGGUAAUAAAGUCAUUGGAACAUCCA
Molecule: messenger RNA, 1122 nt
Organism: Otolemur garnettii (small-eared galago)
Lineage: Eukaryota; Metazoa; Chordata; Mammalia; Primates; Galagidae
Gene: AKR1A1
Product: aldo-keto reductase family 1 member A1
Exons: 8
Coding region: 67-1044 (325 amino acids)
Biological process (GO): aldehyde catabolic process
Cellular component (GO): cytosol
Molecular function (GO): aldose reductase (NADPH) activity
Source: RefSeq, a predicted model, not a curated record